UACAGUUCGAAGUUGAUUCGGAACGAACGUGUUCGCGUGGCCGCUGCGCGCUGUAAAAGAGAAAGACUCUUGGUGUAAUACUUGGGGACUUGGAAAAAAUUAUUUGGUACUAUCGCGCAGUAAACACAAUAGCACAAAUAGCGCAUGCAGCACUUUUCAACGCCUUUAAACAACGUGUAUAUAUAUAUUUAACUAAAAAUAUAUAAAACUAUAGAUCAGGCAAAUAGAAAAAAAGUGAAGUUGGAAAAAGCCGAGAGCGCCGCACUGCCAACAGAAAUUGUGCAAAAUGAGUGGGGAUGUGGCUGCUGAAAAUAAUUUACACGUGCAAAAUGGCGGCAGCUGCGAAGUGCAAUCGAAUGGUGUAACCACCAAUGGACACCAUAACCAUCAUAGCAGCGGCGGCGGCAGCAGCAGCAGCAGUAAACAUAAAUCAUCCAGCAAGGAUAAACAUCGUGAUAAGGAGCGGGAGCGGGGCGAGCACAAGAGCUCCAGCUCCAGCUCGUCGAGGGAACAUAAAAGCAGCAGCAGCAGUAGCAGCAGUCGCGAUAAGGAUAAGCAUAAAAGCAGCAGCAGCUCAUCGAGUGGCAAGGAUAAGCAUCGGGAUAAGGAUCGCGAUGGCAGCAACUCGCAUCGCAGCUCAUCGUCGUCGUCGUCAAGUCAUCGCGAUAAGGACAAGGACAAAGAUGGCAAGCACAAGUCUUCAUCAUCAUCAUCGUCGAGCCAUCACCAUCACAAGAGCAGCAGCGGCAGCAGUAGCGGCUCCUCAUCCAAGGAUAAAGAUCGCAAAGAUCGUGACAAAGAUCGCAGCAGUAGCAGCAGUUCCUCCAGCCGUGACAAGCACAAGUCCUCCUCAUCAUCGUCGUCGUCGAGCUCACGCCAUAAGAGCUCAUCGUCAUCAUCAUCGAAAAGCAAACAUUCCAGUUCGAGUUCAAGUUCAAAGCACGGCUCAUCAUCAUCAUCAUCGAAGGAUCCCUCCUCCUAUGAUGGUGUAUUCCUUAAGCCGGAGCCAGUCUCACAGCCACAAACGAACGAGCAUGAUGAUCCCCUGCAGCUGCAGCUGCAACUCCAGCAUCAACAUCAACAGCAGCAGCAACAGCAGCUCCUACUCCAGCAGCAACAGUUUCAGCAGCAACAACUUCUUCUGCAGCAGCAACAGCAACAACAACAACAGUUGCAAACUGAUUGCAAUGGCUAUAAGAAUGGCUACGAUGAGCAUAUUGUGGAUGUUAAAAAGGAAGAGGAGAGCUUUAACUUGUCACAGGCCAGCUCCUGUGAUUACUCCUUGUCACAGUUCAGAUCCGAUGAGCCUUCGUUUGUGGCCAAACAUGAGCCAACAUACACAGAGGAGGAUAGCGCCUUAAACGAUGACGACGACGACGAUGAUGACAAUGAUAAUGAUAUUGAUAACGAUAAUGGCGAUGAUGAUGAGGAUGUGCCGUUGGCAAUUCGAAAGCGCAAACAAGAGCCAGUCGAUGUUAUGGAUGGCGGUGAGGAUGAUGAUGACAUUCCGUUGCUUGCGCGCAAAAAGAUCAAAAAAGAGUCCAAGGACAAGGAUAAGAAGAACAAAAAGAAGCGCAUCAAGGAGGAGGAGCUCGAUGACGAUUAUGGCAGCCUUAAACCGCCCAAAAAGAAGAAGGUCAAAAAGGAGAGUGAGAUCAAAGCUGAGACAACUUCGCCCACAAAGACUUCUCGAAAGGGCAAAAAGGAGGAGGAGGAGGAAGUGUGGAGAUGGUGGGAGGAGGAGAAGCGUGACGAUGGCGUCAAGUGGACAACGUUGGAGCAUAAAGGUCCCGUGUUUGCACCGCCGUAUGAGCGGGUUCCCCGCAACGUACGCUUCUUUUACGAUGGCAAACCCUUGGAGCUUACGGAGGGCACCGAGGAGGCGGCCACAUUUUAUGCCAAGAUGUUGAAUCACGAUUACUGCACCAAGGAUGUAUUCAAUAAUAAUUUCUUUAAGGAUUUCCGCAAGACAAUGACCGCCAAGGAGAAGGAUAUUAUUAAAGACUUUCGUAAAUGCAAUUUCCAAGAAAUGCACGAAUACUUCCAGGCCGAGUCCGAGAAACGCAAGGCGGCCACCAAAGAGGAGAAGCUGGCCAAAAAGAAUGAGAACGAGGCGUUAAUUAAGGAAUAUGGUUUCUGUAUGAUCGACGGACACAAGGAGAAGAUCGGUAAUUUCCGUUUGGAGCCGCCAGGUCUGUUUCGUGGUCGCGGCGAGCAUCCAAAAAUGGGCAUGAUUAAGUGUCGCAUAUCCGCCUCCGAUGUGUCCAUCAAUUGUGGCAAGCAAUCGAAGGUGCCACCACCACCGCCCGGACAACGCUGGAAGGAGGUGCGUCACGACAAUACCGUCACCUGGCUGGCAUCCUGGAUUGAGAACGUGCAGGGACAGGUCAAGUACAUUAUGCUGAAUCCCUCGUCAAAACUCAAGGGCGAAAAGGAUCACAUUAAAUACGAGACGGCCCGUCGCCUCGACAAGGUCAUUGACAAAAUACGCGCCACAUAUCGCGACGAAUGGAAGUCCAAGGAGAUGCGUGUCCGUCAACGUGCCGUUGCUCUCUAUUUCAUCGAUAAGCUCGCACUGAGAGCGGGCAACGAAAAGGAUGAGGAUCAGGCGGAUACCGUUGGCUGUUGCUCGCUGCGCGUCGAGCAUGUCCAGCUGCACAAGGAGCUCAAUGGCAAAGAGAAUGUGGUUGUAUUCGAUUUUCCCGGUAAGGAUUCCAUACGCUAUUACAACGAGGUCGAAGUGGAGAAGCGUGUCUUUAAGAAUCUAGAAUUGUUCAUGGAGAACAAGAAGGAGGGCGAUGACCUCUUCGAUCGCCUUAAUACCCAAGUGCUUAACGAGCAUCUCAAGGAGCUGAUGGAUGGACUCACGGCUAAAGUAUUUCGUACAUAUAACGCAUCGAAAACGUUGCAAAAUCAAUUGGAUCUGCUAACCGAUGACAGCGCAACCGUUGCCGAGAAACUGCUCGCCUAUAAUCGGGCCAAUCGUGCCGUCGCCAUUCUCUGUAACCAUCAACGUUCGGUGCCCAAGGGACAUCAGAAAUCAAUGGAGAACCUGAAGGAGAAAAUACGCGCCAAGCGCGAUGCCAUCGAUGACUGCGAGUCCGAAUAUCAUGAUCUUAAAAAGCAGGCUAAGCGUGGUUCGGUCAAGGAGAAGGUAAACGCCGAUAAGAAGGGCAAACAGCUGGAGCGUUUGAAGGAUCAGCUGAAGAAAUUGGAACUACAAGAGACUGACAGAGACGAGAAUAAGACCAUUGCCCUGGGCACAUCCAAACUGAAUUAUCUCGAUCCACGCAUAUCGGUAGCAUGGUGUAAAAAGUAUGGUGUCCCGAUUGAGAAGAUCUUUAAUAAAACCCAAAGAACCAAAUUUCUUUGGGCCAUACAUAUGGCCGAUGAAAAUUAUCGUUUUUAAAGAAACAAAAAGAAGAAGGAAGAAAAAAAAGGAAACUAACACAUAGUUACACACACUCAUACACACGCACGCACGCAGAGAAUGAAAGUUCACAGAGACCAACAAGACACACCCACCACAACAACCAAUUGAUAACGAUAAUCAGACAGCAGACAGCACAGAUUCAAUUGACGGUCAAUCGGUGGAUGGAACCUUUUUCUCAACAACACACAAAGAGAGAGAGAGAAAGAGAGAAAGUUGAUGAAAGUUAAUGUUGUUAUUGAGAAAAACUCUUCUGUUGACUGAACCAUGUUAAUCUUAAUGAUAUGAAAGCGCGCGCUCUUCGCUAAAGUUUAACUUGAAAGCAGGCAAGCGCCUUAACAACAGUACUCAAUACCCAACAACACACACCCACACUCUACACACACACACAUCUACACAAUGAAUAUAUACAGCACACACUGAACACACAGACACAACCUUUGUUUUACAUAUAGAACUUAUGUAUUUUAAAGAGAUCUGUGUGCGUGAGUGUGUGCAUGUGAGAAUGUGCCGCCGGAGAACAUAAUUAUGUUAUUAUACCAACGUCUUAUAAUAUCAAUAUACUUUUUGAUAGGUUAUUAUUAAACUAAUUAUUAAUUAUGAGUUUUUUUUUUCCUUUUUGUAAAAUUUACUGUAUGAAAUUUUAUGUUUAUACUUAUAGUUGAUCUUCGUUUAGCAAAAAGUUUAUACCUACAAUUUAUAAUAAAAUUUAUAAUACAUACAUAUAUUAAGUGCUAAGUGAAGAGAAACCUUGUAGCCGACUUUUAGCAUAGCAUAAUUUAUUCGAUUAGAGCAGCGAAGCAACGUAACUGGCAAACAAGCAAAAACAAAAACAAAACAGAAAACAACUUCAAAUGAAGAAGAACAGAAUGAAAACACACGUAACAACCGUGAGAUAAAAGAAUAAAAUGAUAAACAAAUAAAUAGGUUUUAUAUAUAUUUACUUUGUAUAUUGUGCACAACAUCAUGCAUACAUAUACACACACACUGUAUGUAUAACAAAAAUACAUAUAUAAUUAAUAAUUUUAAAAACGGUUUUGUAUUUUCUUUAAGUUAAGAAGGCCGCGUGUUUUCAUUGAAACGAAUUUUAUUUAAUUUCAAUUUUCUUAUGUAAACAAAAAACAAAAAAAAAACCCUGUAAUAUCGGACUAGCCAAAAUUUUGUUGAUUUCUCUUCCUUUUUUUUGUGUUUAAAUACUAUAGCAAUAAAGAAACACAGACAUACCCACACAUAGACAGGUUUCAAAUUCUGUUUGAUUCAAUAAAAACACAACCAAAAAAA
Messenger RNA from Drosophila innubila, 4711 nucleotides. It is a transcript of the gene Top1, whose product is annotated as DNA topoisomerase 1. NCBI's taxonomy places the organism in Eukaryota, Metazoa, Arthropoda, Insecta, Diptera, Drosophilidae. The coding region runs from base 287 to 3409 and encodes 1040 amino acids. Gene Ontology annotation, biological process: DNA replication; DNA topological change; chromosome segregation. The record is from RefSeq and is a predicted model, not a curated record. Gene Ontology annotation, molecular function: DNA binding; DNA topoisomerase type I (single strand cut, ATP-independent) activity. The transcript has 8 exons. Gene Ontology annotation, cellular component: nucleolus; chromosome.